Molecule: messenger RNA, 1088 nt
Organism: Notothenia coriiceps (black rockcod)
Lineage: Eukaryota; Metazoa; Chordata; Actinopteri; Perciformes; Nototheniidae
Gene: swi5
Product: SWI5 homologous recombination repair protein
Exons: 5
Coding region: 163-573 (136 amino acids)
Biological process (GO): double-strand break repair via homologous recombination
Cellular component (GO): Swi5-Sfr1 complex; Swi5-Swi2 complex
Source: RefSeq, a predicted model, not a curated record
UCGGUUUCAAUAACCAAUCCCGUCUUCAGAACGAGUCUGUUUACCAUCAGCCGCGAAAUGCGAACGUCCUAUUUUCUGUCCAUAUCAUAAGGUAUUCUUUACUUCAUUAAAAAUACCAUUACACACUUAUUAUUACGCUAUUUCCAUAACAUUUAAGGCAAUAUGAACACUGAGCAGUCUGCUGAAUCCAACUGCAGUCCAAAUAGGUGUUCAGUUUCAACACCGGAAGGGAAUGAUUUGAAGAGCGGAGCACUGAAAAGAACUCCAUUCUCAAAGUUUAAGAGAGUAAACUCCAACUUCAAAUCACCUCUUCAAGUCCCUGAGACUGCUAAAGUUAGCCCUGCAGAGGAGGUGGCAGAGCUGGAGAAGAGGAGAGAGCAGCUGGACACAGAGAUAGCACAGCUGGAGGCUGAGGGAUGCAGAGUAGAAGAGCUGGAGCAUCAUAUUGAUAUGCUGCAUGAAUACAAUGACAUCAAAGACAUUGGACAGUCUCUCCUUGGCCGAAUAGCUGCUGUGAGGGGGACCACCACGCGAGAACUCUACAGCCAAUUUGAUCUUGAACUGGACGACUGAAGACACAAAGUUCAAAUGAAGGUGGUGAGAAUGAUUCCUAGGAAUAAGAGAGGAACGCCAGACACAAAGGCCAAUUGUAAAUAAGAUGAUGGAUUGGACUAAAGAUGUGUCUGUUGAACUCAAGCGGCUCCUUCAGACAGACAGUUUUACAGAGAGACCUCAGUAGGAAUGGACAGGAUAGGAGGAUAAUGACACUGGGUCUGCGGUCAGGCAUGAUAUUUUAUAAAAGGCCAUUUACUCACAGCAAUAACUUAAGGCUUUAAUUUGUUUUGACAUGUGUUUAUGUAAAUACUGUAUUAUAGUUAGUAUUAAGGUAUGCAUGUUGGCUGCCUGAAUGUUAAUUACUUUUCUGACUUUGUUUUUAAAGGAAGGAAAGGAAUGCUAGAGUAGUUACUUAGAGUGUAAAACAUAAUUACUAACUCCUAGUAUAAAAUGCUUUGUAAAAUGACAAUAACUUGUAAUAAAAAGGGCACACGGACCCCCACAGACAGCGUGUUCCCAUAUGCACUAUUAAA